Messenger RNA from Penaeus vannamei (Pacific white shrimp), 2002 nucleotides. The record is from RefSeq and is a predicted model, not a curated record. NCBI's taxonomy places the organism in Eukaryota, Metazoa, Arthropoda, Malacostraca, Decapoda, Penaeidae.
AUGUCAAGCCGGACACUAAAAUCCUGCGUGAAGGAUAAUGAAGAUUUAAAUUUGUUUCUUAUGGCUGGUGAUGUUAGUGUAAACUUGGAAAUCACUGUGAAGACAACAGCCAUAUCUCACUUGGAGUUCCAUGUCAAACGUUUAGUAAAAAUGCUGAAAUUCACAUCACAGGUUUGUGUCUUGAAUGGCAAUACUGUGGGUCAUUGUAAAAUAAGUUCAUUUGCACGGAUGAAGUUUAAAGUCGUGUUCUGUUCCAUAGAAGAUAUAAGAAAUGUAAUACUUCUAGCACCCAGGAUCACAGUGUCCAGGAUCACCUACAAAUACACGUCUGGACUGGCAUAUUCGAAGCAGGAGAUAGUUAACCCCCCUCGUAAUAACAGCGCGUCGCCAAUUCCAGCAAGAUGCCCCGUGUGGUGCGUCCGCAGAGGCAUACACCUGUUGGCCAUUGCUGCAGGCUUCUCGAAGGAUGACGAAGUGCAGACAAGGAACGAGUUGACUUGUGCUGAGCCAUCUAAGGAAUCCGAGGCCUUGCUUCGAGGACUCCAGAGCGACAACCGUCUACUGUGGGGCUACGUCAAGGCCCAGCGAAGACUCCUCGACAAUGACCCGAAGAAUGCCGAUCAAGUAGACGGUAUUCUUGAGAACCUGAGUCAGUACUUGAGAAUAACUCGCCAUAAACUCGACCUGCUGAGGGAGGCCGACGGCCGGGGGGCGUGGCGAAGACAGGAAGCCGGAGACCUCAGCGAACUGGUCCAGCACCGACUCCGCGUCCUGCAGCACCCAGAGGACUGCAACUCCGCCAGGAAACUUUACUGCAAAUUCUCCGGUUGGAGCCGCGGCAUCGGGAGUCAGCUUCACCAUCUGACCUUCUGCUUCGUCGCCGCCUAUGCUACUCAGAGAACACUUAUUCUGGACACCGAGGGCUGGUACAACACUUCCCGAGGACUCGACGAGUUUUUCCUGCCGCUGAGUAAUAGCUGCACGAGUGCCAAUCUGUCUGAAAUGGUGCCAUGGCCAGGCACUGACUCCCUGCUCGUGGAAUUCCCCGCAAACGACUACCCUCAGCCCUUCCCCCCUUAUUUCCCACGGUCGGUUCCCAAGGACAUCUCGGAGCGCCUCGCCCGCCUGCACGGGGACCCCUUCGCGUGGUGGGUCGGCCAGUUCUUCCAGUAUGCCAUGAGGAUGAAUUCCCACUUUGAGGAAUAUAUCAGGAAUCUGGCUCUCCAGAUUGGCUUUGAGAGGCCCAUUGUUGGAAUUCAGAUACGACGAACGGACAAGAUGACGAACGGCCUCACCUUCAUCCCCCUCAAGACCUUCAUGGACGCCGUGGCCGAGUUCUACGACGACCUCGAGCUGCGUCAGAAGGUCCGGACUCGGAGGGUCUUCGUGGCGACGGACGAUCCUUCCGUCAUCAAGGAAGCCAAGGAAAAGUAUCCUGACUAUCAAUUUGUAUACAUGGAAGAGAGCAUUGCUUCGGCUGACAUGCAGAUGCGAAGAAGUGACGUAAAUUUGCGUUAUUACAUGGCAGAUACAUAUUUUCUCUCGAGAUCGAGUUACUUAGUGUGUACUAUGACUUCUAACCUCUGUCGACUAACGUACGAGAUCAUGCAGACGCUCCAUGACGAUGCUGCUGCAAUGGCAAAGAUGCUGGAAUUACCCCUACACCACAUGCACAGGGAGAAGGUCCGCCUCUUGCAAGCACAGUUCUCGCACACUCCGCUAAGACGUGACGAAAUGGCGAUGGAAGCGGGCGACUUAAUAACAGUAAAGAUCCGUUCAUAUUCGACGAAACAUUAUGACGACGAUGGCUUCCUAACUGGUACGAAUCUGAAUAGGUCGAAGGGAGGCCUGUUUCCUCUCUAUAAAACGACACCACUUCUGCGCGUCGAAGAAUUUCCAUCCUAUGACCAUAUAGAUAGGAUGAAAUAGUGUGAUUAAUCUCAAGAUAUUCGAUUGGUGUUUCUGGAACUGUCUUGUGUACAAAUAAAGUGCAGGUAUUUGA